AUGACGUUAAAAGGACAAACAGUUGCUAGUUAAUUCCUCUUCGCUUUUGUUUAGUUCUUGGCUGGUUUUGUUGCAAAAAGCUGUUCAUUUUCUUUUUUUUUCAUGGAGGCUCCGGGACAGGACAGCGACUGGAGAAGUCCUCAGUUCAGACAGAAAGUGGUCGCUCAGAUUGAGGACGCAAUGAGGAAGGCAGGAACUGCUCACACUAAGUCCAGCAAGGACAUGGAGAACCAUGUUUACGUCAAAGCCAAAUCCAGGGAAGAGUAUUUAUCUCUGGUGGCGAGGCUCAUCAUUUCACUUCAGGAGACAUCCAUAAAAAGGCACAUGGAGGUCCGGAUCCAAUGAAUGCCCUGACUAACCUCACAGGGGUUGGAGGGGGCCCGGGCCCCAUUGGCAUGGGGCCUCGCCCCACCGGUGCUCCAGUGGGUGGCAUGGGGGCCAUGGGGCCAAUGCAGAUAGGCCAGCAUGUCAUGGCAGGGGUGGCAGGAAAUCCACAAGCCAUUGGAGGUCCAGGUCAGAUGCCAAUGCAACAGAUUGUUCAGGCGCAACAGCAGCAGCAACAACAGCAGUCAAUCCAGUUUCAGCAGUUCCAGCAAGCUCAGCAGCAGCAGAA
This is a messenger RNA of Thalassophryne amazonica, 613 nucleotides long. RefSeq names its product mediator of RNA polymerase II transcription subunit 15-like. NCBI's taxonomy places the organism in Eukaryota, Metazoa, Chordata, Actinopteri, Batrachoidiformes, Batrachoididae. The record is from RefSeq and is a predicted model, not a curated record. The transcript is spliced from 6 exons. Gene Ontology annotation, biological process: regulation of DNA-templated transcription. Gene Ontology annotation, molecular function: transcription coregulator activity. Bases 103 to 345 code for a protein of 80 amino acids.